Molecule: messenger RNA, 1368 nt
Organism: Protopolystoma xenopodis
Lineage: Eukaryota; Metazoa; Platyhelminthes; Monogenea; Polystomatidea; Polystomatidae
Source: the annotation of a GenBank genome assembly
AUGACUUGCAAUUUAAUACGCCUUUCUCAGCUUUUGAUCGCUCUCGUGCUUAUCUGCUUUCCAGCCGAACUCCAUAAGCCUUCUUUUUCACAUACCCCUCAUGAGGAGAUUUUAUUUCCACUCGCAGAAUCAUCUCAUACUCAAUUGAGCGAUGAUUUUGGUAAAUUUGCCUCUUCACAUACUGCAGAUAUUGGAACAGAUGGUGUUACAGCGAUUUCUACAACCAGCAACGGGUUCAGCUCAGGUGCAGUCAUUCAGGACUCCAACUCUCGAAAAUCCCAUCAACCUCUAUACUCUAGAAAGUCUCAGCACCCAAAGGACGCUCGCUACUCUUUGCAUUCUCGGAACUCAGAUAACUCAAUUUGUUUGGAACGCUCGCACUCAUCGCCACCUCCCCAGAGGGACUAUUCAAGACAACCAGACUCAUUCUUCCAAAUAAAUCAGUCGUCUGCUCGGGAAAAGAUUUCGCCUCACUUUACUAGUGGCCUUCGUUCAUCUCCAGAAGCGAAUGCCUCGAUUGUUCAUACUGUAUCUGAAACCGAGGAUCUGGCGCGACAAUCUACUACCGAUUUCGAGUCGCAUAUGAGUUUGUGUGCAGCUCCUCAGAGGCAACACCGCUCCUCGCGUAGACAACCUCUCAACGUAGGUACCGAAACACCUAGACCUGCUUCGAUGGACGACUCUCUGACGGAUAUAACACCAAUGCAGAUUAAUGUGAAUGUGAAUCCAGGGCAGCCGUCGGUGCCGAGCACUUCGGGCUCACUCAGAUUGCUACAAGUGGCGGUUGUUGCGACAACGGCCGACCAUGCAGAAGACGCGGGCCCUCCCACAGACGGUGAGGACGAGAGGGCUGAUACCCAACUCUACUUAGAUUCUUACAUCCAGACGGAUCGGCCUAAUAUUAAAUUGAGUAGAAGUUUAAUGGAUCUUUUUUUCAACCUUGCUGCCAUUAAAAAUUCACCACGGUUCCACAACCUCUUCCGUAUGUCAUGUGAGAACUCCAGCCCCUCUCCAAAUGCCGAAUUAGUAACCUCUCAAACAAAGGAGUCACCAGAAGGACUCCAAUGUAUCACAGACCUUCGCCUCUCCUCUCCACAUCUGUUUACUCCUCCAAUUCUCUCCAACUGGGUUUUAAGCCUCACCGAGAAUUUUCAAAUUCCAUCUGCACACGAGGGUCAAGAGACUCUCAACAUUCUCACACUGUACUGCAUCGCGGAAGCAAAUGCAGCCACUCUAGUAUUAUUGUUUCCGGCACUUAUGAACAAAGGCGCCGGCAACGUGGAAGGAGUUUUGGAUUCUCUACUGACUGGAAAGAUUGACCUCGAUUUGGUUUGGAUACGCCUUUUUAGCGUGGUCAACAUGUAUUAG